This is a messenger RNA of Fusarium graminearum PH-1, 1095 nucleotides long. RefSeq lists its product as uncharacterized. The transcript has a single exon. The coding region runs from base 1 to 1095 and encodes 364 amino acids. Lineage: Eukaryota; Fungi; Ascomycota; Sordariomycetes; Hypocreales; Nectriaceae. The record is from RefSeq and is a predicted model, not a curated record.
AUGCUGGAUUUUAACAACCUUCGCUUUUUCCCUUCACUCUUUGAAGACUUAUCCUACAUUAUUAUUAAUGAUACUAAAUUACACUUUAAGAAUUUUUCCCUUAAUUUAUAUCCUAAUAAUACGAAUACCUUCCCCUUUAAAGAUACGACUGUUACGAUACAUAGCCCUAAUAUUGCAGGUUUAAUUACCGACCCCCUACGGACUUAUUAUGAAAAUUAUCAGGUCACACCUUAUACGGAAAGCUACAGUAAAAACACUUCUCCUAAAAGCUCAACCUCUGACUCUACUAGUUCCACUUUCUCUAAGUAUUUUUACUAUCAAGACCAGACUCAGACUCUUACGUCAACUACCCUUAACAAACACAACUCCCCAGAAGUUAAAUUAGGCCACACUUCCCCUUUACAAGUCGAGCUUACUAUUGAUUCUCAACAGCUACGGAAUGCUCCUAAAAAAGUAGUAAGGUUUGAGGAUACAGAACUCUAUUCUAGGCUUAAACUAGAUACCAAAGCUGAGGUGGCCGAUGUUACAGCUAAUAUUAAACCAGUUGAAUCAGACUUUAAUGAUAAUCCCUUAGCCCAAACUGAGAAUAUCUCUUCUUUACGUAAAUUAAAUACUGAUCUAGGUACAAAUGUUUACCCUACUAGUCUACACGAUGAAUUAUUCAAGAAAAAGGUUAUUUUUGAAGAAAAGAAUAACCUUUUAUCACAACUUGAAAUCAGUAACAUUAACUUAGAAUUUAAAGUUACGAAGAUUGAACAGGAAUCUUCUAACCUAGUCAAACAAAAGCUGGAAUUAACUAAACAGUUUAAUAUUAAUAACAUCAAAGAUGUAGAUCAUAUUCCUUCUAGUAUCAGAGAUAAGUACAAAAAUGCCUAUCUAUCUAUUACUAAUAUCAACCAUGAUAUUACAACUAGUAUACACAAUAUCAAAAAUAAACUUGAUUUCAUGGAAAAUACUAAAAUUAAUCUCAUUAAGGAGAUUAAUGAUAAUACUAAAAGCAUAUCCAAUCUUAAGUAUAACCAAACCCUAUUAGCUAAAGAGAUACAUGAUAUAGAAAAGAUCACAGGGAACAUUGCUAGAACUCCUCUUAAUUAA